Messenger RNA from Penicillium lagena, 1566 nucleotides. Its product is annotated as endo-beta-1,2-glucanase. Bases 1 to 1566 code for a protein of 521 amino acids. The record is from RefSeq and is a predicted model, not a curated record. NCBI's taxonomy places the organism in Eukaryota, Fungi, Ascomycota, Eurotiomycetes, Eurotiales, Aspergillaceae. The transcript has 8 exons.
AUGCGUGUUACGCACGCGUCAUCUCUCGCCCUGACAUGGGCAGCACUGGCAAGUGCUUUGCCCUCGGGCCAAGCCAAAGCGCCAUCAUGCCGCUUCGCUUCUCAAUAUACCCAACAGCAGGUCCUUCAAGACCCGAGCAAGUUCAUCAAUGACAUGCUAUACUGGGAAGGACAGUUCCACCAGAACAACGUUUCCUACAACACAGCGAAUGGCAUGUCUUACGAUGGCACCAAUAUUGAUUGGGUGACUGGAGAGAGAACCGUGAAGCACCCUUUCAGUGCAGCCAGCAAGGAGUCACUUCAAGUCAUGCUCUAUACUCAUGCGAUUGCGGGCUCAGCAGAGGCUGCCCGUUUCCUGUCUCCUAAUAACCCAGCUGCAGCCCCUGGGAUGGUGGUUUCAAUCAUGGAGACCAAGCUGCAGACUUAUCUGAGAUUCAACGAGACGUACCCUGGUUUCGGUGGAUUUCUGCCUUGGUUUACAUCUAGCACCCAAGAUCUCACUCCUACUUGGGACUGGGUUAACCGCGUGCCUGGGCUUGACAACGGAGAGCUUCUGUGGGCCGUCUACGGCUUUAUCCAGGCUCUGGAAAACACUAACAAUGCCUCCUACAAGGAGCUUGCUAGCAAAUGGCAGACCUGGAUGGAUUAUACCAAGACUACUGCAGCGCAGAUCUUUUACAAAGGAAAUGGUCGAGUCUGCUCCGUUAUCGACAUAAAGAACCAAUCUCUUCCCGUCAAUGACCCUAACCAGUCAUAUGACUGUGAAGGAACUGGUCUACUCAAUGAUCCCUAUGAAGGAGAGCUGUUCACUUUCUGGCUCAAUUUCUUUGGUGGUUUGUCAGACGUGGAUAAGCAGGCAUUGUGGGCGAUCAAGCGGCCUCAGUUGGUGAGCGUGGACUACGACAUGGGCCAUGUUGGUCCUGUCACUGUCCAGAAAGAAGGAUACUGGUUCUCUAGCCACGAAACCUGGAAGGUCAUGGAGAUGCCCUACUACGACGUUGAUAUCAUUCGGCGUGUCUACGAAAACGCCGAACGUGUGCGUACCUGCAACUCUGUGGUCACCAAAGUCCCCGGCAUGUUUGCCUCAGUGAACAACUCUACCGACCCCUCGAAUGGCCAGGUAAUCGGGUACAUCUCGAACGCUGGCAUUCCAUCCAUCUCGAACCAGACAGUCCAGGAACUGGACGUUAUCACCCCAUACAGCGUGUUCCCUACUAUCCUGUUCAACAAGGCUGUCGGCUUGGCUUGGUGGAGAAAUAUGGCCAUUGCCAAAAAGGGACAGAACCCCUACGGAAGCACCGAGUCCACUCGUGUGGAUGGAACAGGGGUUUCUGCUCUUGUCACCUGGGAUAGCAAGAUUACGACCGUGAAUGCUAUCCUCGGAGGCGUGACUGAAUGGACUCGUCAGAAGAUGAAGAGUGAUGGUCUUUAUGAGGAGUUCAUCAGCAUUGCAACGAACGAAUACUCGAGCGUGUUCAAAGAUAUCAAAGGAGAGAAUGUCAAAUUCUGCCUCCCCGAAGAGACUGUCCCUGAUGCGGGCUUGGAGGAUUUCACUCUUUGCACUUAG